AGCGAUUGACGUCUUUUGCUGCUGCUUCGGUGGUUUUCGCGAAUGCACAGCUGCUGUGCACAGCUGUAGUGUCCGUGGCCCUCGCAGCUGGCGUAAACCGGCGAUGAUGGUCGUUGAGUGAGCCGGUUAAACGGUAGCUCCCGGUAGUUAGAGUCCUUUCGAAGCCGUAAAUUAUGUGGGUCUUCGGGUAUGGCUCGCUUAUGUGGAAAGCGGAUUUCCCAUACAACCGUAAGCUUGUCGGUUAUGUCAAGGACGUGCGGCGAUUUUGGCAGGCCAGCGAGGACCACCGUGGAGUCCCCGGCAAACCGGGACGUGUGGUGACCUUGGUACCGUCGUCGGACCCGAAUGAUUGUGUUUGGGGCGUCGCUUACGAAAUACCCGAGGCAGAAAAAGAUGAAGUCAUAGGCCGCCUUGACUUCCGCGAGAAGGACGGCUACGACAGGGUGCAGGUGUUGUUCUACCCCAGCAAAUCCGACGAGAAGCCCUUCUCGCUGACCAUCUACGUAGCGCAGAAGGAGAACCCCUUCUACCUGGGACCCGCCAACGCACUGGACAUUGCCCGGCAGAUCCACAGCGCCGAGGGGCCAAGCGGCUCCAACCGCGAGUACCUCCUUUCACUCAUCGAGUGCAUGCGAAACAUCGCGCCGCACAUCCGCGACCAGCACCUGUUGGAAAUCGAGGGAAACCUACUCAACCUCGAGACGGCAGCGGUGGAAAAAAAAAAGCCGCAGCCACACCCUCACCAGCCAGCCGGCCACGAAGAGAGCCAAAGAGCACAGCAUGAAGACAACCGGCACGCGGAAGUUGCCUGACGCCCUGUUUUAAGUGAAAGGGAGGAGGUGCCCAUUGAAAAAUGCUAACUCUUUUAUCAAAAGUGUUAACUUUAUCUUAAACAAGGGCUUCGGUCAGAAGAGACUUAGAGUUGGUGCUAAACUUUGGCAGCUCUCUCGUGAUGUUCUGUUGGACAAGCAUUUGUCUGUAAAAGGCUGGAGUACUUACAUUCGAGAAGAGUAAAAUGUGCCACGAGGUUCAAGAAAAUUGCUGAGAGACUGGCACAAAACCACUCGGUUCAUUGUUCUGAUGAAAAUCUGUGCUACUGCUUUGAUGUGCACGCUCUGUGGGUUGUGUGGCUAUAACGAUGGCCGUUAAAAGUAAUUUUUCUUUGAAAUAUUAACUGUUACACUGGGUCGGUUUCGGCUCGUGAAGCAAUUAGCAUAGUGUCAGCCAACAUUGGUUGGAUUGAAUUUCCGCUCGUGAAGCAAUUAGCAUAGUGUCAGCCCACAUUGGUUGGAUUGAAAUUCAAAAUCCUUUUGCACACACAUUCAUCGGCGGAUGUGGUAGCAUCUGCUUACAAAGCUGACUUUGUACAUAUUUUGGUAUUCAGGAAGGGCACACUAAGAAUUUUAGAGAAAAUUUCUGCAUGAAUGCCACAAGAAUUAGACUGCUCACUGUAUUGGUGAACCUCUAUGCAUCUGUACAUAAUACUGGCUCUAGCUCGGCUUUCGCUAGUGAAGUGAUUAGCAUAGAAAUGGCAUGUGUCUUUCAGAUUAAAGUUCAGCAUCCAUCCUUUCGUACAUCGAUCCUUUCGUACAUCGAUCCUAUCAGUGUAUGCAACAGAAUUUGGUGAAAAUCUGUGCAACUACUUAAAAUUGACACAGGCUUGGUUUCCACUAGUGAAUUGAUUAGUGUAGCACCAGCCAGCAUUUUUCAGAUUCAAGUUCAAAGUACUCUUAUGUGCACCCCUGUCAGUGUGUGAUAUGUGAUAAAGCCCAAUUUCAAAGUCAACAUUCUAGUUGGGCAUUAUUUUUGCUGUGAUGACAAUAUAUGCCUGCUUUGAGCGUAGUAUUGGGUACUCGGUAAGAGAAGAAAAAUUGGAGUGGCAAGUAUUCACAGUAAACUUGACGACAAUAUGGAGAGUGAAUCAUCAAAUUUUUCACUGCACCUUGUUCUCUGAUGUGCUAUGCAUGAAUGUGCCUAUUACACGAGUUGCUGUGCAGAAUCUACAAAUGUGCAAUAAAAAAAAAAGUAACAGGCUUUUCUUUGUAGUGUGGUAUUUUUUUGCCCGAGUUUAGUACCAAGCAAAACUGGCAGCACUGUAGUGUCGCCGAGUGGAUGCACAAACUUGCAAUUUGUGCAGAAAUGGCUGCUAUGAUAUGCACCGAAGGAACAUGUAUACUUAUCCCUGUAUACUUAUCAAUUUUUUUUUUCUAUAGCUCUCUGUUUAAUUCUGGACUAUUGAUGCUGAUAUUUUACAUCAAGGCUGCUUACUGUAGGCCAUAUCACUGGGUAAAAAUUGAAGCAUCAGCACUUGUGAGGCUCUCUGGUGAAUAUUUAAACCACUGUCAUCUGCCCACUUUGGCAUUGGCAAAGUGUGCUCUGCAAGAUGUCUUCUUGUUUGUGCAGCACUUGCAGAAGGCCAAGAACAAGCCAUUAAAAGAACACAGGUUUUGUGCUCUGCUGUGUAUUUUUUUUUAACGUCUUUAUUUCUGCAUUUAAUAGGCGAAACCUUGCAGCAGAAAACGGGUGCUCUAUGGGUAUUGUACAGCGGAACACAUGUCUUGUGCACUGCACGUAACUAUUCUGGAGCACUGCACAAACUACAACAUGAAUGCCUAGCAGCUUGAUCACAAUUCUGUCUGCUUGACAGGUGGACUGAUGGUGCUAUGCUAUUUGCCUCUCUGCUGAGCAUGAUGCGAUGGAUUUGAUUCCUAUCACUACCAGUAUCCCAAGUGCGUAAGGAAAAGAUGUUUGGUGUUUUUACGAUUGUGUGCAGUACACAGACAAAGAAGCUCUGAUUUUAUUUAUGCCGAUUGCUUCACGACAUCUCCAUGCUUGAUUUCGUGCACGUUAUCCAAAGCAGGUGCUUGUGGUUCCCUUUAUCUCAAUUCACUGGUGCCACAAAUUAAAAUGUACAUUCGUGCCAGUUCCCCUGGGUACUUUUUUAAGGUUUGUAAUUUUGGGUUCGUUCGACAAUUUUCCAGAUUUUACAGCAAUUUUUAACAAAAAAGUAAAUGUACUGUUCACCAGAAUGUUUAAAGGUGCCGAAAGGUUGGGCGGAUCAGGGUCACAAAAAAAAAUGCUUCCAAAAAGGAAAUUGCCAUGGCAUCUGCACUGCCCUCUUGUGAUGGCA
This is a messenger RNA of Dermacentor silvarum, 3130 nucleotides long. RefSeq names its product putative glutathione-specific gamma-glutamylcyclotransferase 2. Gene Ontology annotation, molecular function: gamma-glutamylcyclotransferase activity; glutathione specific gamma-glutamylcyclotransferase activity. The record is from RefSeq and is a predicted model, not a curated record. NCBI's taxonomy places the organism in Eukaryota, Metazoa, Arthropoda, Arachnida, Ixodida, Ixodidae. Gene Ontology annotation, biological process: glutathione catabolic process. Gene Ontology annotation, cellular component: cytoplasm.